Neoarthrinium moseri is the source of this 648-nucleotide messenger RNA. RefSeq lists its product as uncharacterized. The transcript has 3 exons. The coding region runs from base 1 to 648 and encodes 215 amino acids. Lineage: Eukaryota; Fungi; Ascomycota; Sordariomycetes; Amphisphaeriales; Apiosporaceae. The record is from RefSeq and is a predicted model, not a curated record.
AUGAUGUCGCACUGCCCGCUCUCCCUCUUUAGACAGAAAACAGCAGGCCUCCUGCCUCAAUCUUCGAGACACGCGUCGGUGGUUCCCAUAGACAGCCCACCCCAUGAGUUCCUUGAUCCGUCUGCCGGCCCCCGACCCAUCCUGUCUUAUGUGCCUGGCAGCACCGAAACCCUGGUGGUCUCUGAUAUGAACCGCGGCGCCGGCAAGCAGCAGCAGGGCAACGUUGAACUCUCGGAGCUCCUCAACGGCGUACAUGAGGGCCGUCCACCCAAGCCUCCGGUCCUGGACAUCCAGGUCGAUCGGCGCCUGGAGCAAGAUGUCGAGCAUGGUAGGGUCUGGGCUCCUCGCGGCCCGCAUCAGCGCCGUACAGCCGUCUACGUUCCGCAGGUCGAGGAAGGCGUCCAUCAUGUCGUUGUAUGGGAAGUGACUUCUCUCAGCGAGUGUUUCGGCUCAGGAAAUACUAUAGACGGAGACACUACCUCGCAUCCCGUUUUGCAUCGCGACGUGCAGAAGACCGCGGCUGACGCGGUGUCCUCCCUGCGCGGCUAUCAGGACCUCUCCUCUCGCGCAGUUGUGCCUCUUGGACAGCCGUUCCACUGUAUCCUUGAGCUGUUCGAGGAGGGCAUCGUCAGAGGCGAAAUUACGUAG